CAGGCUCCUGUCUGCACGGCCGCGUCGACCAGCAACACCAGUCAACAACACAGCGGUGCUGAUGCUGCAGACUGCAGGAUGGAUUCCAGUGGACGACCGUCCACCACGCAGAUCGUGGUUCUAGCCACCAGCUCCGCCUUCACUGCUAUUUUCUAUUCCAUUUACAGGAGCCGAACUAAAACAGUUGCCAGUUUAAAGGAAGCUAAGAAGGUCUCCCUCGAUCAGGAUUUGAGAAUUAUCCUAUCUGAAACUCCUGGAAGAUGCAUCCCAUAUGCUGUCAUAGAAGGUGUGGUGAGAUCUGUGAAGGAAACUCUGAACAGCCAGUUUAUUGAUAACUGCAAAGGCGUCAUUGAGAGGUUGACGCUGAAGGAAGAGAAGAUGGUGUGGAAUCGCACUACACACUUAUGGAACAGCACAGAGAAAGUCAUCCACCAGCGCACCAACACAGUUCCCUUCGCCCUGGGGUCUCACGACGAGGACGUCACCACCACCGUCAGGGUGAUGCGACCGCUAGACGCCGCAGAGCUGGACCUGGAAACCACCUACGAGAACUUCCACCCCACCGUCCAGUCCCUGACCAGCGUGAUCGGCCACUUCAUCAGCGGGGAGCGGCCCAAGGGCAUCCACGAGACGGAGGAGAUGCUGCGCGUGGGGGACAGCGUGACGGGCGUGGGGGAGCUGGUCCUGGACAACAACCUGAUCAAGCUGCAGCCGCCCAAGCAGGGCUGCGGCUACUUCCUCACGCGGCUGGACUACGAGUCCCUGCUGGGGAAGCAGGAGAGCAGCGUCCGGCUCUGGAGGAUUCUCACCCUGGUGUUCGGGGUGGCCGCCUGCUCCACGCUGCUCUUCAUCCUCUGGAAGCGCUACGUUCACUACAAACAGAGCAAAAAGGAGCGCAGCAUGCUGGAGGAGUUCAAGGAGCAGCAGAGGAGACGCAUGCGUGAACUGAACGUGGAGGAGAGCUCCGUGCCGCCCAGCAGCUGCACCGUCUGCCUGAGCCGGGAACGCUCCUGCGUCUUCCUGGAGUGCGGCCACGUGUGCGCGUGUUCCCAGUGCUACGACGUUCUGCCCGAACCAAAGAAAUGUCCCAUCUGCAGGGCCGUUAUCGACAGAGUGGUGCCUCUUUACAACAGUUGAUCUGUGGAACCGAGGACGGUGGCCGAGACCCGCCGUCGCUGGAAAUAAAAGUAACGCUGCAAACAGAAACAAACGCCGCUACAAAUAAAAUAAACGCUGCAAACAAAAACGAAACGCCGCUGCAAAUAAAAGAAACGCUGCUGCAAAUAAAAUAAAAAAACGACGCAAAUAAAAAAGCCACAACGGAAGUGAAUUACCGGGGACUAUUUUUGCAGAUGCACCGGUGUUUUUGGCCUAACAUUAAAAAUUACACGUAGCGACGUUGAACGGUCCGUGUACUUCGCAGCCAUCCGUUUUUUGUUUUGAAAUUACAAAAUAAAAAUAGAGAUAUAAUCCGUUUCCCAUCUUUUGUUUUGAUAAUAAAAAACGGAAAACGGAGAUUUAUCCGUUAUCCGUUAUCCGAUUUCAUUGACGUGUUUGAAAAUCGAAAUUGGGAAUUAAAACAGCGAGUGGAAAACUCUUUUCUCUAUUUCCUAUUUGUUUCCAAAGGGGGGGGCAGUGUGUUAGAGUUCAGUACAUGUUAUUGAUUAUUGAUUGGACGCUGCAGCUGAAAGGACUGUCACAACAUCACUGCAGUUUCAUGACGGAGUGAAGACAGAUUACAGAUUAAACUCAUGUUUCUCUCCCAGGUUUUAUAUUUGAUUUAUUUUCUGUUUCAACAUUAAAAAAAAUCUAAAACUGUUAAUUUUCAAUCUGAUCAACAAAAGAACCAGAAACAACGUUCUUAAUUUAUUACUGCGCAUGUGCAAUCCCCCCCAUUUGUCCAAUCCUUCUUUUCAGUAUCCUUGGAAACGAAUAGGAAAUAGAGAAAAGAGUUUUUCACUCGCUGUUUUAAUUCCCAAUUACGAUUUUCAGACACAUCAAUGAAAUCGGAUAACGGAUAAUGGAUAACGAUCCAUUUUCCGUUUUCCGUUUUUUAUUAUCAAAACAAAAGAUGGGGAAAGGAUUAUUUUGGAUUAUUUCUCUAUUUUUAUUUUGUCAUUUCAAAACAAAAAACGGAUGGCCGCGAAGUCCACGGACCGUUGAACACUAACCUUUUCACUUAUUUUCUCGUUCCUUGUUCUUCUUAUUCCUCGCUCUUCCUAUUUCUUCCUUUUCACUUACGUCCUCUUCGUCUUCUUCUUCUCCUUUCACAUAAAAACGCCGGUGCAUCAGCAAAAAUAGUCCCCGGUAAUUCACUUCCGUUGUGGCUUUUUUAUUUGCAUCGUUUCUUUAUAUUUGCAGCGUUUCUUUUAUUUGCAUCGGUGUUUGUUUUCAUUUGCAGCGUUUCUUUUAUUUGCAGCAAUGGCGGGUCUCGGCCACCGUAACCAAGGAUCGGUUAGUAUAAAGCUGGAAAUGUAUUUGGAGUGGUUUUCUCAGGGUUGGAAAGGGGAUUUGCUUUUCUAUGUCACACUGAUGAAACGUAGCUAUCUAUGUGCUGCAUCACAACCCAAUCAAAUAAUCCAAUCAAACUUGGAAACUUAACUAGUAUUGAUUGUGAAAUCCUGUCAUAAUUCAGAGGAACGGGCGUAUCCCUCCGCUCAGACUGAUCCAGUAAUCCCUGGCCACGCUUCAACACAAACAUUGAUCUAAAGAGUUAAGAUGGAGGAAGAGUGAUGAACUGUACUACAUCUAUGAUGAUAUAAGCAUUUCACAUUUGGAGUUGUUCAGUGAAAGAAUAAAAUCAGGAUCUACACCAUGAAAGAAAAUAUACUACAAUAUUCCUCAUUUCAGCCAGAGGAACUGAACACGGAAGAGGGUGAUAAGGUCUGUUAAGCAUGAGUAAAUUAUAUUCAUUUGUGAGUGCCUUUGUAUUAAAGACAAUAGCAACAUCAAAACAAAACAUAAAGCUCUGAUUCUCA
Molecule: messenger RNA, 2978 nt
Organism: Cololabis saira (Pacific saury)
Lineage: Eukaryota; Metazoa; Chordata; Actinopteri; Beloniformes; Belonidae
Gene: mul1
Product: mitochondrial E3 ubiquitin protein ligase 1b
Exons: 5
Coding region: 79-1137 (352 amino acids)
Biological process (GO): protein ubiquitination; organelle organization
Cellular component (GO): mitochondrion
Molecular function (GO): ubiquitin-protein transferase activity
Source: RefSeq, a predicted model, not a curated record